Molecule: messenger RNA, 3369 nt
Organism: Blumeria graminis f. sp. triticale
Lineage: Eukaryota; Fungi; Ascomycota; Leotiomycetes; Helotiales; Erysiphaceae
Source: the annotation of a GenBank genome assembly
AUGAUCGUCGCAUCAUUUACAAUGAGCUCUAUAAGAUACUGUAUCGUAUGGGCUACGGGAAUAAUUACCAUAGUCGCUUCUCAAAGCCUGCCAUAUAAUCCGACAUCUAUUCUUCACGAUCCGAUAAAUAAAAAUAUCGCAUACAUUUUCCAGCACAAUGCAGAUUCUAGCGCUCAUCAAUUGGACACUCUCGAUUUGUCUUCAACACUAUCCGCAUCAAAUAUAACUUUCAGCGUCACAUCCCCCGACCUUCCAUUCACGAGCGGAAAUAAUGCUGCCUUUACACCUUUCAUCUCCGACACUGGUGAUAUCACUGUUUAUACGGGAUCCUGCCAGUCAACCAACUCUUCGGCGUUGUGGACUUUGACAAACCCCAACUUGGAUUCCAAAAAUCGCGGGAGAUGGACUCAAAGUACAACUCAUGCAGCAGCCGAUAUGAUGUCAGCCUCCCUCCCUGGAGCUUACUAUCUUUCAAAAGCAUUUUCUUUCUCCCCCUUAGUCGACAGCAAUUCAUCAGAGACCAAUUUUUAUUUGUUUGGUGGAAUGUGCCCUAAAUCUGGUAGCACUACUACAAACUGGCAAACAUCAGCUCGAUACUCAAAUAGUAUGCUGCGCUUAUCACCUCAAUCCGACAUGAACUAUACCCUCGAAGUCACCUCUGGCCGAAGCUCUCCAGUCGCAGAAGCUGGCUUCUCUUUGACCGGUUUAACUCCAACAUUUUCAAAUAAUUCUAAUGUUCGAAUCCAGCAGAAAAAUUUUAUGGUAAUUGGAGGUCAUACACCCACGGCAUUUAUAAGUAUGAGCCAGGUAGCCAUUUGGAGUUUGCCUGAGGAAGCAUGGAAUUUCGUUAAAGUUGAAAUGCCAUCGACAGCACAGCCCAGUUCCGAAAUUGCCGUCGAUGGUAGCACAAACACUAUCGAUAGUCGAUCAGGCCACUCUGCUGUGCUAACUGAAGACGGAACCAAAGUAAUCAUAUAUGGAGGGUGGGUAGGGGAUGUCAGCCAAGCUGCGGAACCACAACUCGCCAUAUUGCAUUUAGGCACCGGCUACGGGGGAUCGGGUCACUGGGAGUGGUCAGUUCCGGCUGACCAGCCUUCAGGUGGUGGAAUUUACGGCCAUGGAGCAACAAUGCUACCUGGAAAUGUGAUGAUGAUACUUGGAGGCUACGACGUCGGUCCUGUAAAAAGAGACGAGGAAUCAGGGAUUAAAGCAAUGUUUUUUAAUGCCACAAGUCAAACUUGGUCUACUAACUACAGUAAUCCUGAAUACCUACCGAAGGAAGAAUUCCACCAAAGCUCGCCCUCAUCUUUGGGCGUAAGGAUCGCUGUGGGCUUGAGCCUCGCGGCAGUAGCUGCGUCGGUCUUACUGUGUGUGGGAUAUAAACGGCAUCAGAAGCACAAAGACUCGAGAGACGGCAACAUAAGAGAUCUCAGUGCAAUAGCCUCCAGUUCACACAGGGGUCCCGAUCAAGAGAUGCGAUCAUCUAGUGAUGUUUUCCCCUGGUCACACAGAAGUUCAAAUCGAGAUGCAGAGGAUGAGUUUGACGAAAAUCACUCCGAUUCUAAUCGCACACGAUACGAGCAUUUUAAUCCAGGAGUACAUGGAAAUGAAGAUUCACCGUAUAUCCUUCCACCGCCUUCCAAGCAAAUCACGCCCAUCCCCUCAUACUCAAGGCUGCGUGGAAGUUACCAACCUGCCAAUCACGAAGUAGGAAAUCUGGGAAUUGGGCAUGGAACUGCCGGUGCUAUACAUCCAAUAUAUGAGGCCGAUGAAAACGAUGAAGAAGACGAAAACGCGGGAGACUUAGGGCUCGUCGCGGGACAGCCCUUCACGUCUCGAGACCAACAAAAUACUAAACGCCACUCAGAUCCUUUCAAAGACCCUCUAAACCAACGGGUCUCUAACAGUCGGCAGAGUAUGACGCGCAGUGUUCAAACUCCGGACUCUGACACCGCGGCUCGGGAACAAGAAAUUCAGGAUUGGGUUUCUGAGUGGGCCGCAGCUGAUGUAAUAAUGAGCUCUCAAACAAGAUCGCAUUCCUCUAUAGGCCAGGUAUCUCCCACGCGACAGGCGACUGUUGUAACGGCAAACAGUCCCGACUCAGUUGCUGGCGAAGAGGAUGGAAGAUCAAUAAGUAAUCUAAGCGAACAGACAGAGAAAAGCCUCGCGCAAUCCAAUGUCGUAUCGGGUAGCAUAAAUUCACAACAUUCUCGUGAAAAUUCUGUUCGAAGUUUUGGCGCGACAGUAACAAACCCUUUUGGGACGAGCCACAAUCACUCCCUCACUAAACUUGGUAGCGGCAUCACCCUAUCACCCCCCACCUUGAAUCGUUCGUUAUCACCCCUACCGCCCGCACUUAGAGUCGCUCCUGGAAGCUCACACAGUAGUCGUUCUGGAAAGAGCUUCCGAUCAGCGCAAACAUCGGUGUUACCUCCUACUAACGAAGAUGAGCACUUACUUCCUCUCCCAUCUGAAAGACCUAUGAUUGGAAGCUUAGACACCACUGAAGACCAGUAUCUUUCAUCCGGUAGCCCCUCCAAGCUGAAGGCUAAUGGGCUGGGGAAGCGAAAUACCGGUUGGCUAGGCAGUCUGAGGAAAGUUUUUGUCGCAGCACCUGACCACGACUUGUUCAACCCAAAUGGGAGUGAUCCUAGGCUCCAAGGCACUGAGAACUACUCUACACCACCGCUUCCUGAAUCUAUUCCUGGUAGGGAUUCCCAUCGGCCCGCCAGUUCUAGUGGAACAUUGUGGCGACGAAAGCAGGGUCGCGGAGAUGGCGACGACUAUCAUCCCGACAUGCCGGCGGCGGCUUCUGGCCGCUCCUAUAUAUCUAACGAAAUUACUUCUAAUCUCUUACACCAGGACGGAAAUGAGGACGAUGAUGACGGCGAUGAUCAGAGUUCAGCUGAGAAGCGGCUUGUCAAGGUUAUGUUUAGUGUACCGAAGGAAAAGCUACGUAUAGUCAAUCAGGAUGAGCAGGGGAGUAGCAAGGAAGACGAUGACGACUCAAAAUGGGAUACCACCACAAGUCUGAGCGAACGAAGGCACAGCGUUCAGAAUUUGACAAUCGAGGAAGAGCCUUUUAAUGAGGAAUCAUUAGUGGUCGAACCGCCAAAGGACUACCGAGAGGAGGGCGUUGUCAGCAAAAACAAGGGCAAGGAAAAGGUUGGCGGCUACAGUCGCCCUUUCGUCACCGUUUACCAGCCUCUUAUAGAAGACUAUGAGGAUGGAGACCUCUCGAUUGCAAGAGACGAAGAUAAACCAACACGGAUAGGCCGAGACCGUAGUCCCGUAUCUUCCGGCUCCAAAGCGAGUAGUCGUAAGAGUCGCGUUCUGGAGAUUGUCGAACGUAUGGAAGCCCUUUCGUGA